This is a messenger RNA of Culex quinquefasciatus (southern house mosquito), 7695 nucleotides long. RefSeq lists its product as uncharacterized. The record is from RefSeq and is a predicted model, not a curated record. The transcript is spliced from 2 exons. NCBI's taxonomy places the organism in Eukaryota, Metazoa, Arthropoda, Insecta, Diptera, Culicidae. The coding region runs from base 1560 to 3824 and encodes 754 amino acids. Gene Ontology annotation, molecular function: zinc ion binding; peptidyl-prolyl cis-trans isomerase activity. Gene Ontology annotation, biological process: protein peptidyl-prolyl isomerization.
CCGUGCUGCUCAGAUACAGAGAAUCGCGUGAGCCGACCGGACUAUAGAGGCAAAACUGCGGAAAAAUUGAAAGCGAAAAUCUCACCAAGUUUUUUUUUGUUGCGUUCGUAACGUUGUUAUUAUUAUAUCAUCACCGCGCGGCGACCCACAGCACUCGAAUUUGUACAACGUAAUAGCGGCGGAAUCUCGGUUUCGCGAAAAAGGUUGUAAACGCGGCGAUUCCAUAUUGUUCUCCGGUAGUUCCAGCACGGAGUUUUUCCGGAAGUGGGGCAGGACAUGACGACAGCAGAGUGACGAUGGCCUCAGGGGAUAGUGCGUUCAAUAACGCGAUAAACAGAUGUAAUAGGCGCCGAAAGUAUUGCUGCCUGCUGCUGUACAGGCUGGGGAGAUAAUCUUUGGCUGACGGAGCAUUCGCGGAACUUUGUACGGCCGGAUCGAACGAACGAACGAAAAAAAAGAUGACGAGCUAAAAUGGCCGUCGAGCAAAGUUCGGCUCUGGACAAGCAGUAACGAGUGCUGUAACAUCGCAAAAAGUGGUGAGAAAAGGUGCCGAUUCCAGCAGGACCAUCAUCUUCGGGUAGCACAUCCCGGUAACGUGGUUGAGGAAGGCAGCCAGGUCGUCAAGGUUGGGAGGAGCUUUUUGGUUGAUGCGUAGAUUUUGGAACCAGCACCACCACACACACAGACAGGCGCGCGUGGAAAACACAACAAGAAAAAAAAAACAAACAAAACGAGAGAGUGUGAGUUUGUAUGGGGAGGGAAAAAAAGCUGGGCGAAGCCGCCAAGUAAUCGAUAAUCAAUACGCGAAAACCACUGCGUAGAGGUCCCCAAUUAGCCGAAACAAUACAAUAAAUACACACAACCGUUGCGAUAAAAGCCCAGCGUGUAAGUUAUCUACGAAUUCGUCGAUGUUUACGAAUCGUCAGCGAACCGCUUCGAAUAGUAAAUAUAUCUCGUCAUCGUGUCUCGAAACUCGAUAGUGAAAGCUCGAAAGCUUCUCCUGCUUCGUCAUCGGCGUCCAAGUCCUUAUCAGUAACGAGUCGUCUGUGCGUUCGUCCUUUCUACAUCGUAACAGGUCAUCAACACCCGACGACUCCCACAGCUCAACGCACUAAAGUGAAACCACAAAAGCACGUAAAUCUUAGUGUGUAGAGCGCGUGUCACGCGUGAACCGUUCGUCCUGUUUCGGCGUCCCCGAAAUCUAGUUAAUUCCGUGCGUCCACACCAAAAUCGUCGUCGUCGUCGUCGUCUAUCGAUUGGCCCUUGCGCCCAAAACUGAACAGAAACGUGUAAAUACACAACAACCAUGAAUAUUCGAUUUGAAGCCGCGAUAGCCGAGUCGAAAUUCAAACCAUCGUUGUCGUCGUCCUGAAACUACUACAACUGACAACAAACAACAAAAGAAGUGUGUUAAUAACUUUUUUUUCCUGUGAUAUUACGUAAAAAGUCGAGAGGUAGAGCAAAAGAAAGCGGCGCGGACAAUUUCCGGAGCACGAAGGAGGGCCUCGAGGCUAGCCACCGUAGGACGUUGAACCAUCAAGCAAGUGUGACCGGCGUGAAUGACGAUGGACUUUACGCCGCUGCCGUCCGAGCUGGAGGAGCUGAUCCUGUGCAGCUGCUGCCACCUGCCGUUCAACGACACGGACGCGGUGCCGAAGCUGUUCUCCUGCCGGCACUACUUCUGCCUCAAGUGCGUCCAGCAGGUGCUGAUGAAGGGCAGCGAGCUGUACUGCGUGCACUGCUGGAAGCGCACCGAGCUGAGCGGGCUGGCCGACAUGAAGCCGGAGAACCUGCCGACGCACAACGCGAUCCUGUACCUGUCGCAGAACCUGAGCAUGAUCUCGAGCAGCGGCAGUCCGGCCGCGAGUGGGGCCCCGUCAACGGCGGCGGCGGCGGCGGCAGUUGGGGGAAGUGUUGGCGGUGUGAGUGGAAACGGGACGAAGAAACCGCCCGACAAGAGUGGCACGAACGGGACGGCCAGUACGGCGGCGGUGGUCGUCAGUAGUGUAACGACUAGUGUAACAAGUGCGGUUAGCGCCAGUGCGGCGAGCAAUGGCAGUGCGAACGGGAAUGGUAUCGGGAUUGGGGGUGGCAAUGGCGGUGGUAAUACGGGUGGAGCGAUCGGUUCGGGAAAGUAUCGAAGUAAGGGCGAAAACUGUCUAACGCACGCGAUGCCAAACGCGCUGUGGUGUCUCAAGUGUAACGUGCUGCUGUGCCGGGCGUGUGCCAGCACCGAGGAGCACCGUAAUCACACGGUGAAGACGCAGGCCGAGGCGCGGGACCAGAUCCGGUCGGAUAUUGCGUCGGACUUGCUGCUGAUGCAGAAAUCGUUGUCCGAGCUGCAGCACUUUGUGUUUAAGCAGCGUGACUUUCUGCUCAAGAUUCUGGAGGCGUGCACGGCGCUCAAGACGCAGGUCGAAACGGAACUGAUCAACCAUCUGCCCACGUUCGAGGUGGCCGAAAUACGAAGUAAUCUUACCAAAGCAAAGCUGUUUCUCAGCAUGCUCGAGCAGCAAUCGCCGGCAGAGGCGUACAAGCUGUACGCGAAUUUGAAUAUCGAGAAGCAACGUCUUCAGUCCAAGUACCAGGAGAUGUACCUGCAGUGCAAACUGGACGAUCUGAUCCAGCAUUACGGCGUUUUGUUUGACUUUGAGCUGAUCAAGCAGGCUCUCUCGAAUCUGAACACGAUCGAUCCGAUUUCGUUCGGGAACGGUGCAAUCGGUGGAGGUCUCGGAGUGACCGCCAGUGGCGCCACCAUUAACGGACAUCACAACUCGAUCCUGCUACUGGCCAACUACUGCAUCUCGCAGCUGUACUCCCGGCACAUCCUGACCACAAAGCAUCACCAGCAACAGCAGCAGCAACACCACCAUCAUCAGCAGCAUAUGGACCACAGUCUCAGCUACUCGCAGUCGAGUGCCGUGGUUCCACACUCCCCGAACCACGGCGGUCUACUCGGAGGACCACCCGGAAUGCCACAACCACCGCAGCUCUCCGGAAGCUACGCCAGUCAACUCAACGAUAUGGCCAUCAUCAUUGCGCCUCCCCUGCACCAAUCCGGCAGCCGAACCGACGGAUCCAACUCGGCGCGAACGUCCGGCUCCGGGUCGGCCUAUCUCAGCGAGAUUCUCAACGGAAGCGCCAUGCAGCAUCUGCAUCAACAUUCCGGAUCUUCCCAGCACCAGCCGUUGACGCCGCCGGGCCACCCGCUGUCGUCGUCUUCUUCCAGCGUGGUUUCCCUCGUUCCUUCCUCGGCCCAGCAGCAGGUCCAGAAGCAGGUACAGGCCGCGGUCGGUUCGCUGCUGUGCAACCCGUCCGUGCACGUGUACCCGAUCUACUACUUCAACAUCGAAAUCAACGGGCAACCGUUCGGGCGGGUCCUGAUCGAGGUGCGCAACGACGUCGCCCCCAAGAUGGCCAAGAACUUUGGCGCGCUCGCCAGCGGCGAUCUCGGCUUCGGCUACAAGGGCUGCAGCAUCUUUCAGUGCUGGGAGAACGAGAGCAUCAUCACGGGCGACUUUGAGCUGAACAACGGGCGCGGCGGCCGGUCCGUGUUCGAGGAGGGCUUCUUCAUGCCGGACGACACCAAGAUCCUGGCGAUCCGCGGCUCUGUGGGGAUGCGGCGCAGCCAGAAGCGCCACGACAACAUGGGCCUCGUCGGGUCCCAGUUCCGGAUCAUCCUGCGCGAGAUGCGCGGCUUCACCGGGAUCUUCGCGUUCGUCGUGGAGGGACUCGAGCUGGUCGAGAAGAUCAGCCAGGCCGGCGACUCGGCCGGGAAGCCGCAGAGCAGCGUCAUGAUCGUCAACUGCGGCAAGUGGCAAUAGGGUGGUUGGUUUGGUUGGGGUGAGAGAAAUACGUAUCUGGACAGCCGGCUGUUGAUAGUUUUUAUGUUAUACACUUGUUUCGGUAUUAGAGCGGCUUUUGUUAGCGCAGGGUGUGUUACAAUUUUAUUAGACUAUUUUUGUAGGUUAAUGGCGGUGCGUGAAGCUGCGGACUAUUGAGUGGUUGCACUAAGCACUUACUAAGAGAGAAAUUCGAAAUAGAGCAAAAUGAGAGCUCAUUGAUUGAGUUCCGAGUUUUUCUGGAGUAGAUUCAAUCUCACUAAAACAUUCGCAAAUAAAAAGUCAAACGUAGCCUCAUGUGCUGUCACAUUUCUUAACAGGAUAAUGUUUGUAAACAAUAUGUAAACAAUCAAAUCUAGUGACACCUAAGGUGGUAAUAGACUACGCCAAACAAACAAACUCGCACUUUUUGACGUUUUGUCUUAUUUGUUUGCCUGCAUACAUUUUGCCCUGCCUGCGAGUUUGUCGCAAACAAGUUUGCGAAUUUGGCAAACGGUCAAACACGAAAAGUGCGAAUUUGUUUGUUUUUGUCACAGUCUAAUGCUUCCUUCAGAAGAAAUCGGAAUUAUUUAUGAAAAUAACUCUUGGAUGAUCAUUUGCACUCAUUAGUCCGCACUUUCCGCGCACUCGCGUCACUUUAUAUAGGAAAAAAAUGCAUUUCUCGCAAAAACGUAGCUGUUGAACUUUUAAGUGAAAUAUUUUACUAGUGUGUAGUUGAAGAAAAAAAAAAACACGUCGAACGGGGAUUGGAAAACCAAAUAAAGUGACGGAUCAAAUCCGGCCGACAUAAAAUGCAAAAAAUCUGAAAAAAAUAACUUAGAAUUUUAUCAGCGACAAAAAAACAAAACGCUGAAACUUACUUAAGGGAAACGGUACACGACUGUAGGGUUUAAGGCAUCGCGAGUAACGACUUUCGGAAAACGGAUCGAAAUUAAGCUAAUAUUUAUCAUCGUCUAGUUGUAAACAGUCCAAGUCCCUAAUCACAUCUUAUAAAGAGAGAGAAAAAAAAACGACGAAAGGCGAGAACCAGUACAGGGUGACACAGUUUUUCAUUUAACCUAGUUACCAAAGUUUCCUAGCAGCGAAGCAAAACGAAGGAUCUUUUUAGACGGAUAGAAGAAGAAGAGAGAGAGAGAGAGCAUAAAAGGACAAACGAAAGUGGAACAAAAUCUUGAUACUACACUAACCUAUUCCACCGAUCAAUAUGAGAAGAGAGAAGGGAAGAGAAAACCGAUUUCGUUUUACUACUACUAUCCGUGAUUUCAGGUACGAUUCAGCGAUUCGCAAAGCGAGCGUAGUUUUUAAGGGAAAACGUGCGAAAUAAACAAUACAUAUAUGAUUCGGCAUAGUCGAAAACGCGAGCAACUUUUAUGGAAAGCGAAAUACACACACACAACACACCCUCUCACUGUAUAACUUGUAAUGAAGCAUGUAAAACGUAUAUGAAAAGCUAAUCCAACAUUAAAAAAAAACACAAGAAACAAAAUCAGAUGGAAAAGAAAGUACAAUAACAAGUGAAAUCGUUAUUCACGCGGAAUGUUGUCGAGAAACGGGAUAAAUCUAGCAAAUAAUGUAAGUCUAUUUAAACAGAAAACCAGAAACAAAAAAAAAGUGGUGAAUGUACACAGAGUCUAUUUUACUGAACGGUAGUCGAUCGAGAAAAAAAACAAGAAAAUGCAAAAAAAGAUAGUAAAAUGUGUUAGUGUUGCUAAUAUAUCUAUUUAUACAUGCAGAACGCGUAAACCAGCAAGAUGAUUGUAGCGAAAAAACUAGCUGAGACCCCCCUCUAAUCUUAUGCGAAAGAUAGUAAACACUUGACACCUGCUUGACAGCCGUCAGCGUUGGAUAUCGACGAAAGAUCAUUGAAUGAUUUUUGAGAGAAUUUCAAGAGAAAUGCAGAUCUCACUAAUACAUUCACGCGUGAAACGUCGAACGCUCUCAAAAUGAAGUUUUGAGAUGAUUCCAUCGCUGAUAAACCUACACAAACAUCACACACACCUACACAAGUUCCCGAAUUAUGUCGUUAGGAAUAGUUUAUGAACGCGAAAGAAGAGACUGAAUGUUUUCGAAAACGAUGAAAGCUAAACUAGGGAUAACAACACGUUGCAUUACGAAAUAUCGCAGAACCGAGUAAAAACAAUAGUUAAACGUCAUAAACAUCGGAGCGAAAAAUACAGAACGAGCAGUUUCGGACCACACGAAUACAUAGAAAAAAGCGGAACUACCAACUUCACACACACCGACAUAAUUUAACCAAAACAAUCGAAAAACGGACUUUAGGCCAGCGUUAACCAAGGCAGCAGAGUGUACUUCGAAAGAGUGUAAAAAUACAUAAAACGGGUUUGCGGAAAAACAAAAUAGUCUAACAAGAAAUCGAACCAACUUCAAAUUGCUCCAGCAAAACUGGCAACACUGCGCGCACUCGAAAUCACUAGCUAAAAUGGCAGUUUCAAACACGUCAACACAGAAUUUGCGCAGCAAAGUAGAAGGGAAAAGUAGUGUGGUCUGAGACUGAAAACCCCGGGCUUACUUUGCGCGUGUACACUCUGACAUUUGGUUUUGAACAACAAUCACUUGAGUUCUGGCAACACGGUAGAGGAUCUUAGAUCCACUUGCUACACACAUGACGUCAUGAUGGAAUGAAACGUAAGGCCUUUCAAAUUGGUACAAGAUCGAGAUAAUCAAGCGGAAUGAUUUCGGGAUAAAUUUAUUGAACCUCUAUUGAUAUGAAUCCACGUGUAUCACUUUACAAAUCGUUCGAACAAGCAAAAAGUAAAAUAAAACUCAAUUACAGAACAACAUGCAAACAAUGUAAUCGUCGUUAGUAGUCGUCGUCAGCAGUGAAACUAUGUUAUCAAAGAGCUAACAGUACAGAGCAAACGUAAGAUCGACGUAAAUUAAACAACAAAAUAGAGCAAAAUUAUAAUAUCCAACAUGCUUACCAAUCGAUGUUGUAUCUCUUAUUGUAUCUUACGAGUGCGUGCACGCACGACUAAUAAAAUUAGCCGAGAACAAAAGUAUAACCAACCAAUUUAACGAGCAAACAAAAAAAAACAACAAACAAGCCAUCAAAUGUUUACGUAACGCUGUAGUUUUAAACUAUUACGAAAUAAAAAAGAGUAAAAAUGCAAUUCUAUCAAUUACCAACAGCACACCAUUUGAAGAUAAAAUAACCAGAUAAACACUCACACACACACAUACGGAACCGUAAAUGCACAUUAAACAUACACACUUACACGUUAAAAACAAGUGAACAAAAAAGGAACGCAAACUGUACCUGGUGUUAGAGAGCAAGAAUAAAACAGAACAACAAAAACAUAUUAACAAAUAGUACACAUAAAAUAACGGAUUGUAAUGAUUGCGCGAAAAAAAAAACCAAACAUAAAAAUCGAGAGGAGAGUGAAAAGAAACGAUAGAUAUAUUUUUGUCUUCAACUUCGGAACUGCAGCGCAUGUAAAAGAAAAAAAAUAGCAUCCACUCUAUUAAGAUGAACGUUUAAACCCAAAUCGAACACGAAACCCUGCAGAUCUGUUGCACCUCGGAACUGGCUCUUUCAUAAAAAAGGUUAUCAAGUACCAACGUAUCCACAAUUCCUAUUAAGUUCAAAUGUUAAAAUCUCACUAAAAGAAACCAAAAUUCACAACCAGAACGGAAAAAAAUAAACAUAAAUGACGAACGCAACUUACCAAAAAAAAAUGCAAAUGUUAGCAAAACAGAACUACCAUUACAAUCUACCUAUAUAUCUACUAUCGGUGAGCGAAACAAAAAAAAAAUGAACAAGAAGCGAACAUAAAGCGAAUAUAUAAAAAUUCCACGGAAUGGAAGCGGACCGGAUCGUAUAGCGAAAAAAAAA